Molecule: messenger RNA, 1483 nt
Organism: Medicago truncatula (barrel medic)
Lineage: Eukaryota; Viridiplantae; Streptophyta; Magnoliopsida; Fabales; Fabaceae
Product: coatomer subunit beta'-3
Exons: 10
Coding region: 134-1087 (317 amino acids)
Biological process (GO): retrograde vesicle-mediated transport, Golgi to endoplasmic reticulum; intra-Golgi vesicle-mediated transport; endoplasmic reticulum to Golgi vesicle-mediated transport
Cellular component (GO): COPI vesicle coat
Molecular function (GO): protein binding
Source: RefSeq, a predicted model, not a curated record
AAAAAUACUCCGACCCAAUAUCAUACCAUCUUCAACAUCUCUUCUAGCAUUUAUAAAAAAAAAAAAUCACAUUUUCUAGCAACCAAGCAAUCCUUGUAUCAACAGUUGAAUUUGAGAUCACCAAGUUUCGAAUAUGGAACAAACACUAUCCCAUGCAAUUGAGCACGAAUUUGUUCAAAACAGCGAAAGAGUGAAAUCUGUUGAUCUACAUCCAACUGAGCCAUGGGUUCUAUUGGGUUUGUAUUCAGGAACUAUUUCUAUUUGGAACUAUCAGACAAAGACUGAGGAGAAGUCUCUCAAAGUUAGCGAAUCUCCAGUGAGAGCAGCAAAGUUCAUUGUUCGGGAAAAUUGGAUUAUCGCGGCAACUGAUGACAAAUAUAUUCGCGUCUACAAUUAUGAGAAAAUGGAAAAGAUAAUAGAAUUUGAGGCACAUAAAGAUUAUAUUAGGAGUUUGGCUGUUCAUCCAUUUCUACCAUAUGUGGUAUCGGCUUCUGAUGAUCAAGUCUUGAAGUUGUGGAAUUGGAAAAAAGGUUGGUCUUGUGAUGAGACUUUUGAAGGGAACUCACAUUAUGUGAUGCAAGUGGCAUUUAAUCCCAAGGAUCCAUCUACCUUUGCCAGUGCAUCCCUCGAUGGAACUUUAAAGAUUUGGACUAUUGAUUCCUCAGCUCCAAAUUUUACCUUUGAAGGACACUUGAAAGGAAUGAAUUGUGUAGACUAUUUUGAAAGCAAUGAUAAGCAAUAUCUUUUAAGUGGUUCUGAUGAUUACACUGCCAAGGUAUGGGAUUAUGAUUCUAAAAAUUGUGUGCAAACACUUGAAGGACACAAAAACAAUGUUACAGCAAUAUGUGCUCAUCCUGAGAUUCCUAUAAUAAUAACAGCUUCAGAGGAUUCUACUGUUAAGAUAUGGGAUGCUGUCACCUAUAGGCUUCAAAAUACGUUGGACUUUGGUCUUGAGAGAGUAUGGAGUAUUGGCUACAAAAAAGGAUCAUCUCAACUUGCUUUUGGUUGUGACAAAGGAUUUAUCAUCGUUACAGUGAACUCUGCAAAUUACUGCACACUAUAUGAUUUUGGAGGAAGACUACAAUAGACUUUAUGUUGUUUAAUUUACAUUGUAAAAUAAGGAGGAAUGUUAGUACUACACUAGCACAUUCUUUUCAAUGUAGUGUUUAUUCUUGGGUGAAAUUUGUGAGUCAUAUUAAAUUUAAAGCUCUCACUUCUAUUUUGAUGAGACUCAAAUUAAUUUCAUCCUAGAGUAAACAUCUGUUAGAAAUAGCGUGUUAAAAGUUGUGUCGUUAAUGUUUUUCUAGUUAUAAUAUAUAUGACCAACACCUAGUUAUGUGUUGAGUUAGGUACAAAUAAAAACAUGUCAUUGUAGAGUUCUCUCCAAAAUAUGUCUGUAAAGUUUAAAGUUUUAUAAAUGUAACAAUAAUAAUGUAGUAUAUGGCACUAGCCUAGUGAUUUUGUAUUGAAGCAUAUAUGGUUA